AGGAUACCAGAAGGUCCCAUUGAUCAGGGGCCAGCUUCAGGAAGGGUUCGUGCUUUAGAAGAACAGCUUUUGAAGGCCAAAGAACAGAUUGAAAAUUAUAAGAAACAAACUAGAAAUGGUCUGGGGAAGGAUCAUGAAAUCCUAAGGAGGAGAAUUGAAAAUGGAGCUAAAGAGCUCUGGUUUUUUCUACAAAGUGAAUUGAAGAAAUUAAAGAAUUUAGAAGGAAAUGUACUCCAAAGACAUGCAGAUGAAUUUCUGUCAGAUUUGGGACAUCAUGAAAGGUCUAUAAUGACGGAUCUGUACUACCUCAGUCAAACAGAUGGAGCGGGUGAUUGGCGGGAAAAAGAGGCCAAAGAUCUGACAGAGCUGGUCCAGCGGAGAAUAACAUAUCUUCAGAAUCCCAAGGACUGCAGCAAAGCCAAGAAGCUGGUAUGCAAUAUCAACAAAGGCUGUGGCUAUGGCUGUCAACUCCAUCAUGUGGUCUACUGCUUCAUGAUUGCAUAUGGUACUCAGCGAACACUCAUCUUGGAAUCUCAGAAUUGGCGCUAUGCUACUGGUGGAUGGGAAACUGUGUUUAGACCUGUAAGUGAGACAUGUACAGACAGAUCCGGCACCUCCACUGGACACUGGUCAGGUGAAGUGAAGGACAAAACUGUUCAGGUGGUUGAGCUCCCCAUUGUGGACAGUCUGCACCCUCGUCCACCGUAUUUACCCUUGGCGGUACCUGAAGACCUCGCAGAUCGGCUCGUACGAGUCCACGGCGACCCUGCAGUGUGGUGGGUGUCCCAGUUUGUCAAAUACUUGAUCCGCCCACAACCUUGGCUGGAAAAGGAAAUAGAAGAGGCUACCAAGAAGCUUGGCUUCAAACAUCCAGUUAUUGGAGUCCAUGUCAGACGCACAGACAAAGUGGGAACAGAAGCAGCCUUCCAUCCCAUUGAGGAAUACAUGGUACACGUUGAAGAACAUUUUCAGCUUCUUGCUCGAAGAAUGCAAGUGGAUAAAAGAAGAGUGUAUUUGGCCACGGACGACCCUUCUUUAUUAAAGGAGGCAAAAACAAAGUACCCCACUUACGAAUUUAUUAGUGAUAACUCUAUCUCUUGGUCUGCUGGGCUACACAAUCGAUACACAGAAAAUUCACUUCGGGGUGUGAUCCUGGAUAUACACUUUCUCUCCCAGGCAGACUUCCUAGUGUGUACUUUUUCAUCCCAGGUCUGUCGAGUUGCUUACGAAAUCAUGCAAACACUUCAUCCUGAUGCUUCUGCAAACUUCCAUUCUUUGGAUGACAUCUACUAUUUUGGGGGCCAAAAUGCCCACAACCAGAUUGCCAUUUACCCUCACCAACCUCGAACUGCAGAUGAAAUCCCCAUGGAACCUGGAGAUAUCAUUGGUGUGGCUGGAAAUCACUGGGAUGGCUAUUCUAAAGGUGUCAACAGGAAACUGGGAAGGACGGGCCUAUAUCCCUCCUACAAAGUCCGAGAGAAGAUAGAAACGGUCAAGUACCCCACAUAUCCUGAGGCUGAGAAAUAAAACUUCGAUGGAAGAGAAGGACAACUAAACUCAGUUCAAAUCAUUUGAGCCAAACAGUAGAUGAAGAAGGCCCUGACCUUACAACACAUGGUGAAAUGAGUAGACAACUUUAAGCACCAGGAGCAACUGGAAAUGACAGAUGCUUCACUGGUGGAAUUACUCUUCAACGAGGGCUCCAACGCCCUUGAACUCAUGCACAGUCCAGUAAUGUACUCACAUAUAACAUACAAACAGGUUGUUUUCUACUGUGCUCCUUCUUUCAAGAUUAUGUCCCCAUGAACAAACACUGCCACAUUCUGUAAUUUAAGUGACACAGACAUUUUGUGUGAGACUUCAAACAUGGUGCCUAUAUCUGAGAGACCUUCGUGACCUAAUGAGAAGACCCGAAUAGCUCCCUACUAUGGGGAGGUUGAUUCUUAGCCAGUGGUGCUAUUGUAACCACUGAAUUCACUCCAAUCAGCAGAUUCAGAAUGAGAAUGGAUGUUUUUGUCUGGAUUUUUUUUUUUUUUUAAGUAAUUGCAUCAGUUCAUCCACUUCAUCAUUAAUAAGUGAAGGAUACAUCAGAAAAUAAAAUAUUCACACUCCAUUAGGAACUUUUGUAAAACAGUGUCAUGAACGGAUCUUUAGUACUCAAUGUUUCUGGACAUUCUCUUUGAUAACAAAAAAUAAAUUUUAAAA
Odobenus rosmarus divergens (Pacific walrus) is the source of this 2205-nucleotide messenger RNA. It is a transcript of the gene FUT8, whose product is annotated as alpha-(1,6)-fucosyltransferase-like. The transcript has 8 exons. The coding region runs from base 289 to 1527 and encodes 412 amino acids. Gene Ontology annotation, molecular function: protein binding; alpha-(1->6)-fucosyltransferase activity. NCBI's taxonomy places the organism in Eukaryota, Metazoa, Chordata, Mammalia, Carnivora, Odobenidae. Gene Ontology annotation, biological process: protein N-linked glycosylation. The record is from RefSeq and is a predicted model, not a curated record.